AUGAGUUUCGACGAUAUGAAAACGCUACCUCAUGUCAUUAAGCCAUUCACACUCUUUCUGGUGAUCUUACAAAUGAUCUUCUUGUUCUCACCAAGUUAUAAAGAUUUUGGAUGGUUCCCAAUGACAACUACAAUCCUUAUGUUAAUUGUUUCCACGAUUGUUUUUGUUUUUUUCGCAUUGGAUGUCGCUAUUGUCACUAGAUCGCCAUAUUGGCCCUUAGCUGAACUCAUUUAUGCUGGUGUAUUCGCUGUUUCAUCCGCCAUCAAUACUUUCUAUUUCUUCUUCAACAUUUUCACUCCAUUCAACUUCUGGUUCGUAUUGGGAACUGUGAGUAGUUGA
This is a messenger RNA of Auanema sp. JU1783, 339 nucleotides long. NCBI's taxonomy places the organism in Eukaryota, Metazoa, Nematoda, Chromadorea, Rhabditida, Rhabditidae. The record is from the annotation of a GenBank genome assembly.